AUUUUACAGUUUCACAAUAAUAAUAAUAAUAAUUAAUAAUAAUAUUCUAACCUAAAAUAUCACCGCCGCAAGUUACCCUUCUAUUUCUUGUCGCCACCGCAAAAUUCCAGUUUCGCAAAUUCAAACCUAAUCGGAGAGUUUACGAUUCAUCAAAACAACCAAAGAGUAGAAAAAACAAUGGUGAACCAGAUCGAACAGACGAAGAUGAUGUGGGGAGAAUUGGAAGAAGACGAGAAUCUCGAUUUUCUUUUACCGCCAUGUGAUGUGAUAGGACCUGAUGAAAACGGAAUCAAAAAAGUUAUUGAAUACAAAUUCGAUGAUGAUGGUAAUCAGGUUAAGAUUACAACAACCACUCGCACUCGCAAAGUUGCUAACGCGCGUGUUAGUAAACGCGCCGUUGAACGUCGCUCUUUGCCUAAGUUUGGAGAUGCUGUUCAGGAAGACGUUGGUAGCCGUCUUACUAUGGUUUCUACUGAAGAGAUCGUUCUUGAACGCCCUAAGCCGAUUGGUUCCCAAAAGGAGGUGGCAACGGCUGACCCACUUGCUACAACAGGUGCUGUUCUUAUGCAGUGCAGGAAUUGUGGGAAGAAGGGUGACCAUUGGACUGCAAGGUGUCCAAACAGAAUCUCACAACCAGAUGAGGUAUUCGUUGAUAAUGAUAAGCCUGCAACAUCAAAUGCGCCUGGUUCCGGUUCGGGUAAGUAUGUACCUCCUUUCGCUCAACCUGGUGCAGGUAAGACACCAUCAGACAUAAGGCGGAGGAAUGAUGAGAAUUCUGUGCGGGUAACCAACCUCUCGGAGGACACUACUGAGCCUGAUUUGCAUGAAUUAUUCCGUCCUUUUGGUUCUGUCAGCAGAGUCUAUGUUGCUAUUGAUAAAACUACUGGCAUGAGUAGGGGGUUUGGCUUUGUCAACUUUGUCAACAGGGAAGAUGCUCAGAAAGCUAUCAGCAAACUCAAUGGAUAUGGCUACGACAAUCUCAUUCUGAAAGUUGAAUGGGCCACCCCAAGAACAACCUAAAUGUCAGGCGCAUUCAAGUUUUGUCCCCUUUUCUUUAGAAUGGUAUUUUUGAAGGUCUACUAGUACCUAUUUUUGUUAUAUUUGAAUCUUGAACCAUUUGUUUCCCUUGAGAUGAUUUAUUUACUAUUUAAAAACCUUAGUAUGAUGGUUGUAUUACAUUGUUCAUAGGGUGCCAUUCUGCUCCUUUUUAUAUUACAUAAACAGAUGAUUAUGUGAAAUGUUUUUAUCAAUUUUCUUC
Molecule: messenger RNA, 1258 nt
Organism: Trifolium pratense (red clover)
Lineage: Eukaryota; Viridiplantae; Streptophyta; Magnoliopsida; Fabales; Fabaceae
Product: eukaryotic translation initiation factor 3 subunit G-like
Exons: 2
Coding region: 178-1020 (280 amino acids)
Cellular component (GO): eukaryotic translation initiation factor 3 complex; cytoplasm
Molecular function (GO): translation initiation factor activity; RNA binding
Source: RefSeq, a predicted model, not a curated record